This is a messenger RNA of Ciona intestinalis (vase tunicate), 799 nucleotides long. The record is from RefSeq and is a predicted model, not a curated record. NCBI's taxonomy places the organism in Eukaryota, Metazoa, Chordata, Ascidiacea, Phlebobranchia, Cionidae.
ACAAAAGAAACAACACCAACGACUACAACAACAAAAGAAACAACACCAAUGACUACAACAACAAAAGAAACAACACCAACGCCUACCACAACAAAAGAAAUAACACCAACGACUACAACAACAAUUAAAGCAACAGUACCAACGAAAACAGAAACAACAACAAAAGAAUCAAAAUCAACGUCUACAAAAACUAAAGCAAUAACGACAACAACUCCAGCAACUGAAGAAACAAGAUCAACGACUACAGCAACUAUAGCGACAACCCCAACGACUACCAUAAAUCAAACUACUUCAUCAUCAACAACAAGUGUUCCAGUUACAAAAAGAGCAAGCAUUAAAAAUGAAGAUUCAAUUACUAAAAUCGCCUCUUAUCCAGAAAUAUCGCAAGUUUUUUUACCCAACGAUGAAACUUCUACAUCGGAAAAAGAAAUCUCAAAAUCGAUGGCAGCUAUUCAAAUAAACGCCUCGGAUCGUUUAAUUCAAGAAACACUAGCCGUAGAGAGUCUCGAUCUCGCAACUGGAACCAAAGAGAUGUUACUGGAAGCAAGACUGACAGAACCGCCAAGUAUAGAAACGACUUCUACAAGCAUGGAGGUCGAGCCGACCACAGCAGAUACAUCUUGCGGGGACUUGUUAAAGGAGUUGGCGGCUUGGAAAGCUAGUUUCAGUAACUGGCAGAUAUACAUGGAGCGAUGGACAGAGACAUUUAACGCUUUCGAAAAGCAGAGCAAGGGCAAUGGUGGCCUUUAAACCAGUGAACAUCUUAAUGCUGUAGAAUUAAGUGCAAUGUUUAUCUUAG